ACUUCCGCUCCCUCGGGAAGACGGGGGGGGCGGAGAACUGGAAAGGGGGCGGUCUUGGCAGGGGGCGGUGACAGUCCGGAGUCUAGGCGACGGGGCGAGACGGAACCGGAAGGUGGAGGGAGGAGGCCGGGCCGGAGCCGGCUGGAGGGCCAGGCCCGGAGGUCCCCGCCCUGGCGUGCCCGCCCCGGCUGCGGCUGAAGAAGCAGAGGAGGAUGAUAUCCAGAUACACUCGAAAGGCGGCGCCACAGAGCUUGGAACUGAAAGAACUAACGCAGCGUGCUCUUCAUCAUCAUCCCCUCCCAGAGCGACUGGGUGAAAUUUCCUCCACUAAUGACAGCCAUGAAAAAGACACAUGUUCCCAAAGUGAGUCUGACAUCACACAAGAAUCACCCAUUACAUCGGCCGACACUGGGAAUUCAAGGUCUGCAUUUCUGAGUUAUACAGGCACAGGAAUCUCCACUGAAGGCAGCUCGGACUUCUCCUGGGGAUAUGGUGAACUUGAUCAGAACGCCACUGAAAAGGUCCAGGCAAUGUUCACAGCCAUAGAUGAUCUCUUGUAUGAGAAGAAGUUGAGCAUACAUACGAAGAGUCUUCAAGAAGAGUGCCAACAGUGGACAUCUAGCUUUCCUCACCUCAGGAUUCUGGGUAGGCAGAUAAUUGCUCCAAGUGAAGGUUAUAGAUUGUAUCCUAGGUCCCCUUCUGCUGCUUCAGCUUCACUUGAGGCAACCUUGCCUCAAGAAAGAGAUUCUACUAUAUUUGGCAUAAGGGGAAAGAAGGUACAUUUUUCAUCUUCUUAUGCUCAUAAAGCAUCUUCCAUUGCCAAAUCUCCUAGCUUGUGUUCUAUGGAAAGAGAAGAAGAGAAAGACUGUGUUAUCUUCUCGGAAGGAAUAAUAGAGGAAUACCUAGCAUUUGACUGCACAGAUAUGGAAGAGGAGUUUCAUGGAACAAAAUCAGAAGUGGCUGCUGAGAAACAGAAAUUAGGUUACCCUCCCAUUGCUCCAUUUUACUGCAUGAAAGAGGAUGUCCUUGCAUGUGUAUUUGACAACGUGUGGAGCAAGGUUCUGGGCUGUAUGGAGGAGUUGAUACGUAAUCACUGGGAGGGUUAUGUUUCUGAUGAUGAGAGUAAUGUUGCAGUCACCAGACCGGAUUCGGGAAGCCCCUGUGUACUAAGUGAACCCCAGCCUUUGGUGUUACCUCGAGUGCCACAGUCUAAGGUGCUGCCGAUCACCUCAAAUCCGAUGAGUCUCUGUCAAGCAGCAAGCAGCCAUCAGCCAAAUAUGAAUGGUCUCUUGGUUCACGGGAUGCCUCUACAGCCAAGAAAUCUCUCCCUAAUGGAUAAGCUCCUAGAUCUUGAUGACAAGCUACUUAUGAGGCCUGGGUCCAGUACCAUCCUUUCAACCAGAAAUUGGCCAAAUCGAGCCCUGGAGCUUAGUACCUCAUCUCUGUCACAUACAGUGCAGUCUGUCAGGAGACGAAACCCCCCACCACGUACCCUUCAUCCAAUCAGCACAAGCCAUUCACGCGCUGGAACGCCAAGACCUGUGGAAGAUCUCCUCAGAGGAACCCGAGUCCCAGCGGCAGCUGACUCGCUCUCCUCUCCCUCACCAAUGCCCCUGAGUCGAAAUAAUCUGCUGCCACCUAUUGGUACAGCUGAGGUGGAACAUCUGAGUGCUGUGGGACCACAAAGGCAAAUGAAACCCCAUAGCGAUUCCAGUCGAGCCCGAAGUGCGGUGGUGGACGAGCCGAACCAUCAGCAGCCCCAGGAGAGGCUCUUUUUACCUGACUUUUUCUCCAGGCCCAACACAACUCAGUCAUUUCUGCCGGACGCACAGUGUCAUCGUUCAUGCGCUGUUGAGUAUCCUCAUCAGGCCCGUCCUGGCAGGGGAUCUGCAGGUCCUCAGUUACGUGGGUCUACAAAAGCUCAAAGCAGAGGUGGACCGGUCUCUAGAACCAGGCAAGGACCAUAGGGCAAAUGAGAAGGACCUGGAACCAGGCUUCAGGGAACAUGUCUGAAGAUUUAACGGACCAGUGUUGUCAUCUCCUCAUGCAGAGUUUGCAGACAAAAAACAACUUGAAACCAUCUUCAUGAAGAGUUAUUUUGGUUCCGCUGACCGAGAAAAACACAACAGAGUAUCUGCCAAAGAUUACCUGGGUAUUGUUUCUAUCUCCACUUUUUUUUUUUUUCCAGUAAAAGCCUAUUUCACCGGACAGGAAAGUUUGUACCCAGAGAUGUAACAAUGAAUAAUUACCCCCAAAUCACAGCUCAUGUUGUCUGUUAACAAUGAUCAGUUCAAUUAUUACAGGAUUCUGUGAGACUAUACAUACACAAAAAACAGCAAAUGAUUGGUAACAUUAGUUAUCAUUGGCUUCAGAACACUUCUGCUUGACCUAAUUUCUAGAGCACUAUACUGUUUUAAUUGUAAGUUAUUUUUAGGACAUAGUGCUGUCAAAAAUCUGAACUACUCAUCAAACAGAUGUCAUUUUUAAAGGUUUCUCUUUAGAUGUCCAAUCCUAGAGGCAGAUAGAUAUGGAAGGAGUGAGUAAACCAAAGACAAAACUGUUUAGCAUCAGUGUAAAUUAACAUUUUGUAUAUUUUUCACAUAGGAUAGCUCAGCCUCACAUUGCCUGCUUGGUAUCAGGUUAUGCUUAUUUUCUACUUAAAGUACCUUAUGGGUCCUUUUUUUCCCCAAAUGUUAAACUCAUCUUGCCAAAUUUUCUCCUGCAGCACUAGGAAAGUCAAUUUAAAAAUACUUUGUAGACUCUUGCUGUUAACGAGCCACCAAGGUGCAAGUCCUUAAAAAUGGAAGCAACCCUGGCAAUUCGUCCAGUAUAAACACAUCCUGUGACGAAUGGCUUCUGAUGUCAGUUAAGAGCAGAAGUCCAGAGCUUGGGCGUUCUUCUGAUGUUCCCAUGGUCUACUUCCUGAGGGCCCUCAUGAAUGCAGCAAUGAUUUUAACUAUGGCUUAAAUUUACACAAUAUUUAAUUUCAUUGAAUACUGAUUGUUAUACAAGUUUUAGAUCGUAUUGUUUAUCUUCAGACUGGGCAAUACAAGUGAUCAUAAACUGGGGUAACUUUUUAUUUUAUUAUUAGUGUUCUAAUGCUGUCACAUGAAAAGACAUAUGCUUCAAACAACCUGCUUGAUUAUAUUUUUAAUACAAUUAAAGAGUAUUUUUUAACCUUUUUAUAAUUAGAAACUGAAAAUGUGUCACGUACUUCCCUCAGAUAAAUUACGAUCUAUAAAGCUCGGUACUAAGGCUUGUUUUAUGCAUAUGGUAUUGAAUAGAUUAAUCUACAAGUUGGAGAUUUUAAGUUGGACAGUCCCUAAUUUUUUUUUAAUAUAUUCUAAUGAAUACAUACCAAGUCAAAUAUAAGUGAGAUGCUGUACUAUUUUCACAAACCAACACCAUGAGUAUAAGCAUCACAACAAACUGCUGGGCCAAGAUGGCUGGCCUUCAGAGUCAGAGUUAAGAGUCAGAAGGGGCCCUGAGAAGUCACCCCAACUCCCUCAGCCCUUUGACAGCUGAGGAAACUAGCUGAGACAAGCUCAGUGACCUGCCCAGGGACAUUCAGCAGUUAAGAGGCAGUACUACAAUUCUCGUCUCUUUAUGCUGCUUAAACUGGGGUGUCUAUUCUAACGCUGAACGGGACUACUUUUCUUCCCUCUUCUCUGACCUGAACACCAUUCAUGUUUUUUCCAGACCAUAUUUUAAAUCAUCACUGGGAUAAUUUUAAAAGCUUCCAGAACAUUAGUCAUUUUUGAUUUGUUUAUUUAAUCAUGUAUGUCUUUAAAAAAAUGCUUAAAGUAAUCUGAACACCUGUUUCUCCUAAACUUCAAGUACACAGUAUAGAAUCUUGCUGAGUAAAACAAAAAGGAGAGCAGGUCUAUUCAAGAUCACUACGACUGAAAGCAAACGGGCAGGUAUUUGGAAGGCAGCUGCUUAGCAGGUGCUGAAGGAGUUCUGCUAGGUAGAGUCCCUGUUCUAAUGUGCGUCAACACUGCAGCUCACUCUGGACAGCACAUUCUAGACAGUUCCCUUUACAGAAGAGCCAUAGAAGCCAGUACUGUCAGAAGGUAUACCGCCCUCCCCCACCCCUCC
Molecule: messenger RNA, 4098 nt
Organism: Trichechus manatus latirostris (Florida manatee)
Lineage: Eukaryota; Metazoa; Chordata; Mammalia; Sirenia; Trichechidae
Gene: FAM149B1
Product: family with sequence similarity 149 member B1
Exons: 14
Coding region: 213-1967 (584 amino acids)
Biological process (GO): cilium assembly; protein localization to cilium
Source: RefSeq, a predicted model, not a curated record